UCAUCUCGUCUCUCUUUGAAACAUGGGCUUCCUUCUUCACUCUCUUUAAAACACUAACCCUCCGCCUCUGAAUCUUAAAUUUCAAGUGCCUCUCUCUCUCUAAAACCUUUCUUCUCUCUAGAACACAAACCUGCGAUGGGUAACUGUGUGCUUGUACCUCAAGCCACGAGACCCCUCAUGCUGGAGGCAGAGGAGGAAAACAUAGUGAGAAUCGCCAAAACAGAUGGUAAGAUCCUUGAAUACAGAGCUCCCCUUGUCGUUGAACAAGUCCUAACCACUUUCGAAGGUCAGGCGCUGUAUACUUCAGGGAUUUCUUCGGAUUCUCUCUCUAAAGACUAUCGGCUAAAACCUGGACAACCCUAUUACCUCAUGCCCAACAAAACGGUUGAAGAACCUGCUUCGACCGAAGAGCAAGGUUUAGAGAGAGAAAGUGGUGGCGUGGUUAGACUUAAGGUGGUUAUAACGAAGCAGCAGCUCCAAGAGCUCUUGGCUAAGAGUAUUUCAGUUGCUGAUGUGAUUUCCAGUUUGAGGAACAUGGAGGACGGCUCAAACAGAGGUCAUUCUCGAGGGUGGAGGCCAUGUUUAGAGACCAUACAUGAAGAUGGGGGUGUUUUUAGUUAAGUCGAAAGCUUGCCCUCUUUCAGGGCUGAAAAGAAUAUAUUUUUAUUUUUAGUUAGUGAAGUGAAGUGCUAAAACAACGUAAUAUAGAGCGAGAAGACCAAUUUCGGUUUCCUUUUCGGGUCUGCCGUUUAGUUUUUUUGGUUGGUUGUUAUCAACUUUUCCAUGCUCUUUUGUUUUACGUCUUUCUUGGGCGUAGUGGAAAUAGGGGGAAAUGGGUUUAACUCUAGGCCGGUAUUAAGACUCAAAAUCAACUAUGAAAGAUGGAAAUCGAUAGUGGAUAAAUAAUUCAAUAUUCAGAAAAAAGGUGGCUUUUUGUUAUCGACUAUGAAAGAUGGAAUUCGAUAGUGGAUAAAUAAUUCAAUAUUC
Amborella trichopoda is the source of this 987-nucleotide messenger RNA. RefSeq lists its product as uncharacterized. The record is from RefSeq and is a predicted model, not a curated record. Lineage: Eukaryota; Viridiplantae; Streptophyta; Magnoliopsida; Amborellales; Amborellaceae.